Molecule: messenger RNA, 6371 nt
Organism: Condylostylus longicornis
Lineage: Eukaryota; Metazoa; Arthropoda; Insecta; Diptera; Dolichopodidae
Gene: smash
Product: probable serine/threonine-protein kinase DDB_G0282963
Exons: 11
Coding region: 950-5980 (1676 amino acids)
Biological process (GO): regulation of focal adhesion assembly; positive regulation of stress fiber assembly
Cellular component (GO): stress fiber
Molecular function (GO): myosin II head/neck binding
Source: RefSeq, a predicted model, not a curated record
UUUCAGAUUUUUAAACAAAACAAAGAAACUAAUUUCAAUUAAAAAAAUUGUGGAUAUUUUUAUGAAAAUGUUUAAUUAACAAGAUUAGACACUAUAAUUUUGAAAAUUAAAGUUUUAAAUUAAAGGUUUUUAUAAAUAAUUACAAAAAUUCAUGAAGGCAUCAUAGUUGUAUGGAACAUGAAAAUUUUAGGAUGAAAAUCAACUGAGUAUGUAUAUACGUUUUAAAAGAAACAAGAGGAACGCACAAACAUUAAACUCUAGUAAACAUUACCUUAAAAAUAAACUCUAAAUUCUCUAGAAAAAUAAAAAAAAUCAACAGAACAAACAUAGAAAGCAAACUACACAGAUGCGUUAAAAGCCCGACAAAAAUAUAAACAGCAAAUACAAACUAACAUCACUUUAUAAAGAAAAAAAUUUUCCAAAUGGUGCUUAUGAUCCAGCCGCUUAUACACCGCCAAAUAAAAGACUCGAUUAUUGUCAAUAAAAUUUUAUAACAAAUCGCAAGUAACAAAAUCACCUACAAAUUGCAUAAAUUUUUUUGUUAACAUCUAGCAACAAUUAUAAUUACUAUCUUUACCGUUAUAUCCAGUAAGAAAACAAAAAAAACAUUUCAAUAUCAUCUGUCAAAUAAAUUUUUAAAUGAACUGCCUAUAUUUUUUCUGCAUGUUUUUCCUAUUGCAAUGAAAAAGUAUUAGAAGAAACAUUUGGAGAACAUAAAGUCAACUGAUUAAAUAUUGUGUUCAAAGCAGAAAAAAAACGUGAAUCUUUCAUUUACGUCAAUUACCUCAGAAGAAAAAAAAACAAAAUCAUGUAAAUAAAGAACAUUACUAUUAAUUUUAAUGAAACAAGGAACAUAAAAACUAAGCAAAUUAAAAACAAAAAAAAAGUUUAUGUAGAAUUCUAUAACUAAGUCAAUUAGAAAGCAAAAAUAAAAAAACACGGAAUAAUAAUGCCAACAGGAAACAAUGAAAUUUUGGAAGAAACCACACAAAUUACAGAAGCAACAACAGAAGCAAACGCUACACUAUCUUCAGCUUCUAUAAAUAUGCAAAAUAUUGACGAUGAUAACAAAGAUAAUUCAUCUGGAAAUAAUGAUACAAAUGGUAGUAACAAUGACCUAAAAGGGCAAAUAUGUGGCACAAAAUUGCCCACAGGGACAUUUGAUCCUACACCAUAUAUACAAAGAGCACGUGUAACACGUCCAGCACCUCCAAAGCCAUCAUGUAAUCCAAUGCAAUUUGUACAAAUCAAACCAUGUAAUUUGUAUCAAAGCGCACAGGAGCAAAUAAAAAGAGCCGAAGAGGUUAAAAAAGUGAAGGAAGUCAAAAAAGAGGAUCCAGAAGAUUGGCAAAAUAAUUUGGAUAAUUGGAAAUCAUCAAGAAGAAAACGCGUUGAACAUAUUAUCGAUAGAGUUGUUGAAGUUAAAAAACUUGAAUUAGAAGAACAUGAUCGUUCUAGAAGAAAAUCAAAAACAUUUUCAGAAAUGUUGGAAGAAAGAACUACUAAAGGUCGAACAAACAAAUUGGCAUCAUUGGCUGUAUAUACCGAAGAUGAAUCAAAUGAUUUAAGCGAUUUAGGAAUUGGAACAAGUAGUACGAGUGGUAAAAGCAGUCUAUCAGAGGAUUACGAUAAUAAUAGCGUUCUGAGUGAUAACGCUGACACCGAAAAAACUCCAACAAAUUUCAAAAGCGAUAAUAACUCAAAUGACGGUGAUUUAAGUGAAAACGGUGGUGCAACAAGAGAAUAUAUAUCAUCACCUGGUUACGAUACAUCUUCAAGUACGGCACCAGCAAGUUCACCCGAUCCAUGUGAAUAUACUUAUGAAGGUGCCAUUGAAGAUUAUAAAAGUCGCAUAUCAAAAGCUGUAGCAUCUUCAUCUAAAAAUUCUUUUAAUAAUAAUAUCAAUAAUAACAACAACAAUAUUACAAAUACAAAUAAUAAUAAUAAUAAUAUGAACUCGAACGCUAAUAUUUAUCGCAAUAAUAAAGAUUCAACAAUACCUGAACGAACGUUAGAACAAUAUUUACCACGUCGUAUGUCUGGUACUAAAAUUGAAGAUCGUUUGAUGAAUUUUGAAAUUAAAUCAAGCGGUGAUGCUAACGAAUCAAUAUCAACUUCAAAUAUAUCCAAAAAAGAUUUACCAAAAGUUGAUAUAUUAAAAAGAAGAGAACUUUUUGAAAAAGAAAAUAGUCCAUCAUCAUCAUCAAAUGAUACCCCAACGAAAGAGAGACGAUUCUCUGGUGCAACAGCCGGUGCAGAUAUACAAAAUACAAAAACAAUUCGUGAACGUUUAUCUUCACUAGAAAAGAAACCAUCACUUGAAGAAGAUAAUAAAAAGAAAGUAAAUCGUUUAUCAGGUGAUAUAACUAGCAUUAAAAAUCGUUUACAAAAUUUGGAACAAAAUAAUAAUCAAAUUGUAGAUAAUAAUACAACAUCAUCAGAUAAAGGAACCAGAUCAUUAGCAACAAAUAAAAUUGUUGAUGUACCAGUACUAUCAUUAAAAGAUCGUUUAUCAAGUUUACAGAGUGCUGUUGCCAAAGAAGAAAUUAAAAAACCAGUUAUGCUUAUCGAUGAACAUCAAUUGGAAAUUCUUAAGAAAGAAGAUUUUGAAAAACAACAAGCUCUUAAACGAAUAAGUAAUAUAUCGUCAAAUACAUCAUCGACAACAGGAACAACACCAAAUACAAUUAUAACAAUCAAUACUACACCAGCUAUAAAUACUGAUGAUGAACAACAUUCAAACAGUUCUCAUGAAAUUUUAAGUAUACCAGAUGAAUCGAAUGUUGAUACUGAUCGUGAGGAUAGUGGUAUACAUACAACUGAUGUUUCUUGUUCUGUAUCCCAAACUGAUGAACAAGCGGAAUUAGUUAAUGAAGAAAAUCAUCAUCAACAUCCAAUUAAUAUUGAUAAUUUGCAUCAUCAUCAUCAUCAUCAUGAUCAUGAACAUCAUAAUAAUCUUCAUCAAAAUAAUAAUGAUCAUCCGGAACAUAAUUCACAUAAGCUCCAUAGUAUUUCUAAUAAUGCAACAAUAAUUAACGAUACUGAUAAAACUAAAUUAUCAUUGGAAAUUGUUGAUCAAAGAAAUUCAACAAAUGAUCAAAAUAUUCUUAGUAAUCAAAAUAAAUUUAAUAAUGCUGUCAAUAAUAGUCUUGAGUCACAUGAAACAACAACAGAUAAUGACGUGGAUAUAAGUGUCAGCGAAGCUAUUGAAAUGGCAUUAAAAGCAAUUGAUACCGAAACUCCAGAUGAUGAAGAAAAACCAAAAACAGCAUCACUAAACAUCAAUGAUGAAGAGCAACAGCAAAAAAUUUCAACACAAUUAUUAUUAGAAGAAAAUGAAAUAUCAACAACAACAACUACAACAACAAUUAUAACAAAUCAAUUUAAUAAUAAAAAUGAGCCAAUAUAUGAAAAUUUUAAUGAUACCCAAAACGUAACUAUGUCAGAUACAAUAAAACAAAAUUCAUCUCCAAUAAAACAAAUACAAACUGCAAUUACACAGCAAAAUAAUACACAAUUAAUAGGCAAUACAAAACAAUUACAAGAUGUCAAUCCAAUUAUAAAUGCUCUAGCUGCUACAAGCUUAAAUUCAUAUCCAAACAUAAAUACAAAAUUUAUUUUAAAUGAAACGAUUACAAAGCCAACACCAACAAAUAUUUUAGAUGAACCAUAUUAUUCUGUACCAAAGCCCUCUGAACCAUAUUAUGAAGUGCCAAAAGCUCCAAGACCAAUACCCGUUUAUGAAAAUAUCGAUUUAUUUUAUAAUCAAAUUAGUUUACAAACUGAUGAUGGUAAUCUAACUGCUAUGUUUAAUAAUAGUAAUAAUGUAAAUGGUAUUGAUAGUUUAGAACCACCAAAAGAAAAACCACCACCACCACCAAUCGAUGAUUUAAGCGAUAAUGAUGCUGAUGUUGAUGAUGAAGAUUUAAAUAAAAAUGGUUACGGUAAUGAUUAUCAUACAUACGAAACAAUUGAUAAUCAUAAAAAAAAAUGUAUAACAAAUUCAGUUGACCAAAUUGAUGGUAAUAAUAGCAGUAAUAAUCAAAAUCAAAAAGAUAUUCAAAAUUAUAAACCAGUUAAACGUAUGAAUUCAACGAAACGUAUUAAAAAAGAAUUAAGAAAUAAACGUUCAAGCUUCUUAGGUAUUGAAGGAACAAAUGAUGAUGAUAGUUUUUUAGAAUUAACAGUUGCUCCACCACCUGAUAUGGUUAAGUUAUUACAGGAGGAGAGACGUUUAGAAAAACAAUUAUAUAUAAAAGCGGGUCUUUAUGAUAGCUCAGAUGCAGCCGAUAGUCGCGAUUCUGGUGUUUCUGAAAAUCAUUCACGACAAAGUAGUGAACCAUUUACGAAUUCAUCUGAAGAACAUGAAGAUCUUCUUAAAAAAAAAGAAAAAGAAAUAAUAGAAGUAUUGGAAAAGGAAGAAGAAAAACAAAAACAAAAUAAAACUGAUAAUUGGCAAGAAUCUCAAUCGACAUCAGAUCCCGAAACAAAAAUGCAGUGCAUUGAAGAUCAAAUAAGAGAACAAGAAGAAGUUUUACGUGUUGAAAGGGAACUUUUACAAUUAGAACAGGAGGAACUUAAACGUCAACGCGAAAAUUUAAUGUUAAGAGAAAAUAUAGCACGACAAGAAUUACAACAUGGUGCAAAAAUGUUAAUGUCAGCAACAAGAAGAUCAUUAUUAGAUAUAAAUACACCAAUUCCACAAACAGCAGUUCAACAACAACAGCAGCUAUCUUCUAAAUUACCAAUAGAUGAAAAUCUAUCGUCUGCAACAAAUGUUAAUCAUUAUGCAAAUUUACCAGCACAUCAAAUAUAUCAAUGUGUUGAAACUGACUAUCGUAAAUCAAUGUCAGAUCUUAAUGAUUAUAGUCCUUCAAGGCAAAUGGCACAUAAUAAUCUAAGUAUUGUAACAACACUUACAUCAUCAAUACCGGCUGCUCCAGCAAAACCAAUACGUUCAAGUUUAAGUAUAGAUGCUGGAAAUUUAAAAACAAUUCCAAAUGGUCAUAUUCCAAAUUAUAUACCAAAUGGUGGUGGUUUAGUUAAAAUAGCAAAUAGUCCAACACAUAAUAAUAAUAUCAAUGGUCAAAGUGCAUUAACAAACACACGAUUACAACAUUCACAGUCUACUGAUGAUUUUGUACCAUUACGAAAUUAUCAAAUUAAUACAGCACUUCAUAAUGGUGGUAAUAUGACAAGAAAUACUUUAUUAGCAUUAAGUGCAACACCGAAACCAAAAUAUACAGAUGCAUGGGUGCAACAAUCAACACAACAAAAUCAUAGUAAAUUAACUCAUCAAUCAAUAUCAGCUGAUAGAGCUCAUGAAGCAUGGUUAAAUCAACAAAAACGUAAAUCUGUGCCAGAUAACUUUAAUUAUAAUAAACAUUGGCUAAUACAAGAAGCUGAACAACGUCGUAUUGAUCAACAACGUGGUUUAUCUAGACAAAAUUAUAAUGGUGUUAGUAAUGCAACAACAAUAAGUACUAACGGUUGGACAAACAGUGCAAUACAAAGAAAUGGAUCCAGUGAUAAUAAACCAUUACCUGAUUCUGUAAUACAAACAAUUACACAACGUGUUCAAAGUAAAGGUAUUGGCGAAAGGAAAAGACUUGAAGCUAUUUCCACAGAAUCCCUAAAUUCAUCAUCAAAUUCCAUAAUGAAUUCGCGUACAGUUAAUUCACCUAUCAACUCAUCCUCACAUAACGACGGACAAAAUUUGUCCCAGACACAGCAAGAUAAAGUUCUUAGUGUUAGUGGUAGAAAGAAAUGUUCACAUUGCGGUGAAGAAUUAGGUCGUGGAGCAGCUAUGAUAAUAGAAUCUUUAAGGCUCUUCUAUCAUAUUAGUUGUUUUAAAUGCUGUGUUUGUCAUGUACAACUCGGCGAUGGUUUAAAUGGAACCGAUGUUCGAGUACGAAAUCAAAAGCUUCACUGUCAAAAUUGUUAUUCAAGCGAUGAUGGCAUUAAAUUUAGUUGCGUUUAAUAUAAUAAAAUAAUUUAAAAAAAAAAUAUAUAUAUAAAUCGCUUUUUUUCUUUUUUUUUUUUUAUAAAUAAAUUAAUUAUAUAAUUAAUUGAAUAAUAAUAAUAAUGACAACAAAAAUAAUAUUAUUAUUAAUAUUUUAAUUAAUUAUUAGUUAACUACAAAAUACAUUAUUAACAUUUAUAUUAAGAAAAAAAUUUAAAUUUAAAGCAUUUCGAAAAUUUAAUUAAAUAAAAAACAAAAAGAAAAGAAAAUCAUUAAUUUUAAUAUUUGUUUUUGAAUUAAAGCUGCACUUAAUUAACAAUUCUAAACACAAAUAAACAUUUUAUUUUUCAACAAAAAAAAAAAAUUAUUACAAAAAUUUAAAUAAAUAUUACUUAUACAUACUCGUACA